Jatropha curcas is the source of this 1031-nucleotide messenger RNA. Its product is annotated as tropinone reductase-like 1. The record is from RefSeq and is a predicted model, not a curated record. NCBI's taxonomy places the organism in Eukaryota, Viridiplantae, Streptophyta, Magnoliopsida, Malpighiales, Euphorbiaceae.
UCCUUUAAUUAGUUUUCUGGCCUCUUGUUCCUCACCACAUUUGUACCAAUUCCAAUUCCUUAACGACAUGGCUAGUGAUGCUACUGCCACAGCAAUCCAUAAAAGGUUAGAAGGCAAGGUGGCGAUUAUAACUGGAGGUGCAAGUGGAAUCGGAGCAAGCACAGUUCACCUUUUCCACGAAAAUGGAGCGAAGGUUGUUAUUGCAGAUAUCCAAGACAAUCUUGGGCAUGCCCUUGCUAGUAAGCUAGGCAAAAACGUUAGUUACAUCCACUGUGAUGUGUCCAAUGAAGAAGACAUAAUCAAUCUUGUAGAUACAACCAUAUCUAGACACGGAAAGCUCGAUAUAAUGUAUAACAAUGCAGGAAUUAUGGAAAGGCCAGGAGGAACAAUUUUAGAUGCUAAAAAAUCAGACCUAGAAAAAAUUCUAGGAGUUAACCUACUCGGUGCUUUCUUGGGAGCCAAACAUGCUGCAAGGGUUAUGAUACCACAACGCAAAGGUUGUAUACUCUUUACUACAAGUGUUUGCACUUUAAUUUCUGGGUUAUCAACCAAUUCUUAUGCAAUUUCAAAACAUGGAAUUUUGGGGCUGGCAAGAAAUUUGACACCCGAGCUUGGCCAAUAUGGUAUAAGAGUAAAUUGUGUGUCACCUUAUGGUUUGGUUAGUGGCACAAGUUAUGAAAUUAAUUGUAGUGAAGAUGAAAGGCAUAGAGCAGAAAUGUAUUUGAGCGAAAUGGGUAAUCUGAAAGGGCAGAUUUUGAGAGCAGAUUGCAUAGCCGAAGCUGCUUUGUAUUUGGCUAGUGAUGAAGCAUAUUAUGUUAGUGGACUUAAUCUUGCUGUAGAUGGAGGGUUUAGUGUUGUGAAUCCUACUAUGCGUUUGAAGGCUUCAGCUUCUCCAGUGUUGAGAAAUUAGUAUAUCUUAUUUGAUCUUUUAUAUAUAUACUCUGCACUGUAAUAAGUGAACUAUAUGUGAUAUAUAGUUUCUGUUGAGCUAUUAGAAAAUACGAAAUGAUAAAGAAAUAAAGCCUAUUUCU